AUGGUGAGUGACCAGGCGUCCCGCAGUUCUCCCAGGGGCAAGGGGCCUGCAUCCAGGGACUCCCUGGGCCUGCAGUGCCACUCCUGCCAUGGCAUCCAGGACAUCGGCCAGUGCCUGCCCACCGAGUGUCCCGAGGGGUUCGUCUGCUUCAAGGCCAUCCUGAGUGUGGCCGAAGGCUACGGCCGUGGACACAAGGUGGAGUACAGUGGCUGUGCUCCCUCCUGUGAGGCCGUUUCUCAGAACUUCCAGAGGAAGACUUUGGGGACUCAUCCUGAAAUCGCUAUGGAGGGGCUGGGUCAGCAGACACCCCCAAGACUGGAGCUGGGGGAUGUGAGCUGCUGCCUGCAAGACCUCUGCAACAGGCCCGGCCUGCAGAGGCCAUUCAUGGUGGGCCGCGCCCCAGGGCCCCCGGCAGGGGGGCUUCUGCUCAUCCUGGCCCCCGCCCUCCUCUGGGCCCUGCUGUGA
Marmota flaviventris (yellow-bellied marmot) is the source of this 465-nucleotide messenger RNA. The record is from RefSeq and is a predicted model, not a curated record. NCBI's taxonomy places the organism in Eukaryota, Metazoa, Chordata, Mammalia, Rodentia, Sciuridae.